CCCUCGCGCUCUAUCUCUAUCACUCCACUCCGUCUCAAUAUGUCUCAAGAUGGCGGCCAAUGCGGGAUCGAUGUUUCAAUAUUGGAAGCGCUUUGAUUUACAGCGGUUGCAGAAAGAUCUGGAUGCUACGGCUGCGGUGUUGGCCAACCGACAGGAUGAGAGCGAGCAGGCCAGGAAACAGCUCAUCGAUCAGAGCCGGGAGUUCAAGAAGACCACACCAGAGGACCUUCGGAAGCAGGUAGCUCCACUGCUCAAAGGCUUUCAGGCAGAGAUCGACGCUGUCAAUCAGAGGAGCAAGGAGUCAGAAGCUGCCUUCCUACACGUCUACAAGAAACUAAUUGAUGCUCCAGACCCGAUGCCGGUGCUGGAGGCGUCCCAGCAGCUGCAGCUCUCAGCCCAGAGGAUGCAGGAGGUGGAGACGGAGAACCAGAGGCUCCGGGCGGCCCUGGAGGGCUACCAGCAGGACCGGGCCCAGCUCCACCGCUACGAAAUGACAAUUAAAGCACUUAACCAGCAGAUAGAAGGGUACGAGAAGAGCUCCCGGCAGACCACGCAGCCGGGGGGAGGGCACCAGCGGCUGGAAGGAGAGGCCCUGGAGAGAGAGGGCCUGGAGAGAGAGGCCCUGGAGACAGAGGCCCUGGAGGGAGAGGCCCUGGAGACAGAGGCCCUGGAGACAGAGGCCCUGGAGGGAGAGGCCCUGGAGGGAGAGGCCCUGGAGGGAGAGGGCCUGGAGAGAGAGGCCCUGGAGAGAGAGGUCCUGGAGAGAGAGGCCCUGGAGAGAGAGGGCCUGGAAGGAGAUGGCCUGGAGAGAGAGGCCCUGGAGAAAGAGGCCCCGGAGGGAGAGGGCCUGGAGGGAGAGGCCCUGGAGGGAGAGCGCCUGGAGGGAGAGGCCCUGGAGACAGAGGCCGAGGCCCUGGAGGGAGUGGCCCUGGAGGGAGAGUCAAAGACAGACACGUUCAGGGACGAAGAGGAGAAGCGAGAGCGAGUUUGCGCUGAUACUGAGGACGAGAGUAAGCAUAAAGAGAGAGGGCACCCUACACCUUCGGGCCGGGAGGGGGCUGACGUCAGCGGCCGACACCAACACACAGCACUUGAAGUGAAGCAGACGGAGGACCUGAACAGCAAGUCUGACAAAGAGUCGACUACAAAGGCAGACCACAUGAAGGAGGUGAUGUCAGAGCUGGAGGUAGCCAAUCAGAGAGCGGACGCUGCGGAGCGGGAGGCCACCGCGCUACGGGACCAGCUGACGUCGGCCCACCAGUCCCUGCAGCUGGCCACGCAGGUCCAGAAGGCUCCGGAUAUGGAGAGGGCCCUGGAGGUGCUGUCGCGCUCCAACUUGGAGGUGGAGCUCAGCACCAAGGAGCGCCAGGUGCUGCAGCUGACGGAGGACGUGCAGACGCUGCACAGCAGCCUGGGCCGCGUCAGGGAGACCUCCGCCGAACAGAUCGGCCAGCUGAGGCGAGAGCUGGAGACCCGCAAGGCCGCGCUCAAGCGACUGGAGGAGAAGCUUGGCGAACAAGCAGACUACGAGAACAUCAAGAAAGACCUCCGUUCUCGCAAGUCCACCGAGUCUGGAACGUCAAACUGUUUGUCAGCUCAGGACUUCAAGCCCAUGGACAUGUUAUUACAGGAGAGGAGUCAAUACGUAAAGAUAGAGAAGUCCUCUCUGAACCACAACAAUAGUGAUUUGAGUGCUGCGUCAGGGCAGAGAGUGACGGAGGCGCUGCAGCAUCUCCUCUCCAGCCCCAUGAUGAACCACCAGAGCCGACAGGACUCCCCCCCUCCUCCUCCACCUUCCUCCCAGCUGCUCGUGCGCACCAGCAGCUCCUCCGCCAAGUCCUCCAACGAGGAGCCCCACAGAGCCGCCAACGGCACCCACCGCUUCUCCCCGACGGGCGUGGGGAUCGUCGGGGGCCAGGACUUCUUCACCCCGUCCUCCGUGGCGUCGGUCGGCAGCGCGGCCUUCCCGCUGUCCGGGAAGAUCGCCCUCAACUCCCUGCUCCACCGGCAGCUCAUGCAGACCUUCUACUCCAAAGCGCUGCAGGACUCGGUGUCCUCCCCCGGCGGCGGCGGGCUGCUCUUCUCCCCCGCCGCCCACUACCAGCCCCCGCCCGGGCCCGGGCCCCACCCCGCGGCGCAGGCCCACGGCCAGCCGCCGCCGCCGCCAGCCUCCGCCACGGCCAGCCCCGACGCCAACGGCCCGGUGCCGUCCCCCAGCCAGUCGGAGGGGGCCGGGAGCGCCUCGGAGGGGGAGGACAUGGACACGGCGGAGAUCGCGCGGCAGGUGAAGGAGCAGCUGAUCAAGCACAACAUCGGCCAGAGGAUCUUCGGCCACUACGUGCUGGGCCUGUCCCAGGGCUCCGUCAGCGAGAUCCUGGCCCGACCCAAGCCCUGGAGCAAGCUCACCAUCCGGGGAAAGGAGCCCUUCCACAAGAUGAGGCAGUUCCUGGCCGACGAGCAGAACAUCCUGGCCCUGCGCAGCAUCCAGGGGCGGCAGAGAGAGCACCCAGGCCAGAACCUAAACCGAGUGUUUCAGGAGGUUCCCAAGCGAAGGACCGGCUCUGAGGGCUCCGCCAGGCCAGGUCUGUUCUCUUGCCUUCCCUGUCCGACCUCGUGUGGUCACAGCUCUGCUCUGCUUUGUUGUUGUGGCGUCCCCUUUCACUGUGUUGGUCUCUGUCCCGGAAUACGUUGUGGCCUGCUGUGUUGGUCUACAGGUAACAUCACCACCCGCAUCCGCACCCCCGAGACGGGCUCAGACGAAGCCAUCAGGUCCAUCCUAGAGCAGGCCAAGAGGGAGCUCCAGGUCCAGAAGUCUGCGGACUGCCUGCAGUCUCCCUCCCCCGGGGGCGGUGGCGCCGAGGGCUCCGACGACGCCAUCACCAGCAUCCUGGAGCAGGCGCGCCGGGAGAUGGAGGCGCAGCACGCCGCGCUGGAGCCCCUCCUCAAGGCCUCGUCUAGCGACCUCUCCCUGCUCCCGCCCAAACUCUACCUGGGCGCCUCGGCGGGCCUCUCCCAGGCCGCCUUCUCCUCGCUCUCCUACGCCUCGCUGAAGAGGGCCGCCGCGCUCAGGCCCGCCUCCUCCUCGCCCUCGCCCGCCGCGCCCUCCCCGGCCGCCAUCUUGGACUUCCACCUGGGCGUCCCGGUGGUGAAGAGGGAGGCGGGGAGCGGUGGUGGGGGGGGAGGAGGCGGUGGCGAGGGGGCCGCGGAGGCCGACGGUCUGGCCAGCGGCAGGCCGGGAGUCGCGGCACGGGGGUCCUGGCGGGAUCACUGGUGGAGCAGCAUGCAUCCCCCCGGAGGGUGGGCCAAGACGGAGGAGCCCAGGGACCCGGAGGAGAGCAAGGAGAGGCCGGCCCGUCCAGCCGGCCCCGCCCUCUCCUCCUCCUCCUCCUCCAUGGACUACUGGAAGGAGUGGCCGCGGGCCGACUCACCGUACUCCCACGCCGGGCCCGAGGCCACGGGCCCCCUGAGCCACGCCGACACGCCGCACGGCACCCCGUCCCCGCUGGGCCUGGGGGCCAGCCUGGGCGCCCUGGGGCCCCUGCUGCCCUCCGGCGGCUCGGCCAUGGCCACGGCGGCGGCGGCGGCGGCGGGGGCCAAGGCCCCACGGCCGGCGGUGGCCCCCCUGAAGCCGGAGCAGUACGAGCUGUACAUGUACCAGGACGUGGACACGCAGGAUCUCACCCAGCAGAUCAAGGACAAGCUGGCCAAGAACGGCAUCUGCCAGCGCGUCUUCGGGGAGAAGGUGCUGGGGCUGUCCCAGGGCAGCGUGAGUGACAUGCUGUCGCGUCCCAAGCCCUGGGCCAAGCUGACCCAGAAGGGCCGGGAGCCCUUCAUACGGAUGCAGCUGUGGCUCAACGGCGAGCUGGCGCAGAACGUCCUGCCCCUGCAGGGCCUGGCCGUUACAUUGGAGAGCACCCCCAGGACGUCGGCCAGCUGCAGCCCGGCCCAGUCCCCCCUGAGCUCCGUGGAGGACUCAGUGAGGAGCCUGGGGGAGCCCGCCCCGGGGGUGGCUGCGUGCGACGGCGCCCCGCAGGAGGCCAGCGAGGCAGGGGAGGAGCGGUGUCCCAGCAGCCCUCCGCCUAUGCCCGGCCUGGCCUCGGGCCUCAGCGUCCAGGAAAUGGUGGCCAUGUCCACGGAGCUCGACACCUACGCCAUCACCAAGAAGGUCAAGGAGGUGCUGACGGACAACAACUUGGGCCAGCGUCUGUUUGGGGAGAGCAUCCUGGGUCUGACCCAGGGCUCUGUGUCCGACCUGCUGGCCCGGCCCAAGCCCUGGCACAAGCUUAGCCUGAAGGGCCGUGAGCCCUUCGUCCGCAUGCAGCUGUGGCUCAACGACCCGCACAGCGUGGACAAGCUGAUGGACAUGAAGCGCCUGGAGAAGAAAGCCUACCUGAAGCGACGGCACAGCCUGGUGACCGAGGGCCACGGCAGCACCGGGGAGCUGGGCUUUUCCCUGGGGGACUACAGCCCCCAGCCCCACCCCCACCAACAGCCCCACCAGCAGCAGCAGCAGCCUCCAGGGGGACACCUCAAGAAGCCCCGUGUGGUGCUGGCCCCCGAGGAGAAGGAGGCCCUGAAGAGGGCCUACCAGGAGAAGCCCUACCCGUCCCCCAAGACCAUCGAGGAGCUGGCCUCGCAGCUGCACCUCAAGACCAGCACCGUCAUCAACUGGUUCCACAACUACAGGUCUCGGAUCCGCCGGGAGCUGUUCAUCGAGGAGAUCCAGGCGGCGGCGGCCGGCGAGAGCCGCAGGGCCGCCGGGGGGGAGAGCGACUACUGCGACGGCACCGAGUCAGAGGGCACGGCGGACAGCAGCCGCCUGGACCCCGCCCAGGAGGGGGGCCUGGACCCCGCCCAGGAGGGGGGCCUGGACCUCAGCCAGGAGGGGGGCCUGGACCUCAGCCAGGAGGGGGGCCUGGACCUCAGCAUGGAGACGGGAUGCGGGGCUCUGGACAGGAGCCAGGCCCCGCCGCGCGUCCCGGCCCCGCGCGGCGGGAACCCCAGAGAUAGCUCCCUGCGCAAGAGGAAGGCGGCCAACCUGAACAGCAUCAUCCACCGGCUGGAGAAGGCGGCCGGCAAGGACGACCUGCACGACUGGGAGUUCUGAAGCACUCAGGAACCUCUUUUAGCAAUAAGGCCACGGCGCAACACAGGAGAUGAUAUUUUUUAUAGUGCCCUGACACACGACGUUGGACCCUGGCACACUGGCGGCCAGUUUCUUCUUUGUUGGUACUUCUUUUGUAUCGUUGAAGAUGUGGUUACGUUGCUUGGCGGUGUAGGUGGUGGUUGUUGGGGGGUGGGGAUGUUGCAUCACAGCAUCUCUUAAAUGGACUGGUUUCCCCCCCCCCCCCACACACACACACACACACACACACACACAAAAAAAAGAAUUUGAAAAAAAAAGCACUUCCAGCAAAAGCGGCCCUUAAACGCCGGCGAGAGGUUUGAGUUAGAGACAAGCCCCGGUGUCGCCUCAUCAAGACUGUUUCACUCCACAGCAGAUCCACCUCAAAGGGAACAAUAGAUCAGAUAACCCAAGAGGACCGAGGUACACCCGUUCUCUCCCAGUGCACGGUGUCUGGGACGUCUCCAAGUAACUCACCUCUCUGGGCCCGUCACAGCCAUCUAAUGGCCUGGGACCACUCUUGAAGCUGUGGACUCCAUACAAGCUGUAUUUAUAGUAACCCAUGUACCGACUCCCCCCCCCAAUCAUGACUCUCAACAGCCAUUUGGUUGCCACGAAGAGAUUGCACAGUCAGUUGACUCUAAACAAUAUUAGUUUUUGACUCAUACAUUUUUGAUAAAAAUGAAAAAGUGAAAAUACUAAUCAUUUGUUUUAAAGAAAUUGCUAUAUAUACAUGAGAAUCACACUUUGUUUCAAGCUAAACAUGAAAUGCAAUAGUUAAGUCAGGAAUUAGGCUACGAUCUUGUAAUAACAUACGUUUAGGUUUCCUUUGUUCCCAACAUAGAUUGUUUUGUUAUGUAACGCACAGCUUGUUGCUAGCUUUAACAACGCUGCCAGGGGCAGGACUAUUGGAGGACGGCAGUUUAUUUAAUACGCUUUGUUUUAAGGCCAAAAUCAGGUUGGAGUAGGAAAACCAGAGGAAAAAGGAAAAGAGAAUUGAGACAAGAAAGCCAAUACCCUUUCUAUAUGUUUUGAUUGUUUGUCAAUUAAGAACUUUUAACAUAUUUAACUAAAACAAAAAGGACACAAACACACGUGCGCACACACACACACAAACACACUUUCAAGACCUCGUAAUCUUGGCGGGCCGUGGGUCCAAUAGCCACAUGCAGCUCAUUGGUUGACCCCAAAGGCAAGAGGGCAUUUCAUUGGAUGAGAGACCCAGAGAUGCAUGGCCUUCUUCAUCAAACACUUCCUGUUUUGUUUUCCGUUUCUCAACUUCAGCUGUUACUUGGCUGUGUGUCUGUGAGACCUAGUAUCUCACACACCUGCACAAAGAGCGCCAAUAGCACACACACACACACACACACACACACACACACACACACACACACACACACACACACACACACACACACACACACACACACACACACACAUACACAUAUACACAUACACAGCUGCCCCGUACUGAUGCAAGUCACUAUUUGUAUGUCAUACCUGGUUCAGAGUGCCUGUCCACUGCCUUCCCUUCACCUCUCUUUCCCCUUUUGAUGUUAUGGGAAUGUCUGUGUUGGACAGUUCUUACAUGCACUUUUUCCUGUGCUUGUGUAUGUGUGUUUGUGUUAGUGGGUGAGUGAGACUUAUUAAUAUGCAUCCUGUGACCAAGCAGUCUUUUCCUAAUAACUCGACUAGACUGGGGUAUCCUCACUUGAACCGGUUACUGCCCACGCACACACACAGACACAGACACUCACACACACACACACACACACACACACACACACACAAACACACACAUACACAUACACACCAGACACACACGCGUAUGGCUCAGAAACAGACUUGUACCAAGGAGUUGUUCGUUCUACUGGUAUAACAGAUUCACCGCUCAUUAGGUCCUUAAACCAUUUAUUUAAAAGAAUUGUAUGUUUUUUCUUAUCCUUUGUCCAUUCAAAUUAUUUAUAGGUGCUUUUUUUUUUACAUUCUAAUAUCAAGUAUAUAUUUUUUGUGUUUUCUCAUUAUUUUCAUUAUUCCUAUUUUCAUUAUGUUGUUAUUGUUAUUCUCACGUAUGAAGGGACAGUAGAGGUGUUGUUACAUCGUUUGUUACAUAAUUGUUGUUUUACUAACAGACUGCCGGCAGUAUUGGGUCAUACUUACAUACACACAAGAUGUAGAUGUCGUUAAAUCCUAAAUAUACAGUAUAAAUAUAUAUAUAUAUAUAUAUAUAUAUAUAUAUAUAUAUAUAUGUAUAUAUAUAUAUAUAGAGGUAUAUAUAUGUAUACGUUUUUCAUGUUGGUUUUAAAGUGUAAUUUAGAGUAGUGUUUACAACUCUGCAUAGUGUGAGUUUAGUUCCUGGUCUCUGCAUGCUAUUCUUAUUAUUUCUUGUGUGACGCAGUGUUUCUCCACCCCAGACUCAACGCAUUGACCCCACAUGUCGGGCCCUCUCUUUAAGAAGGGUCCAGGUCAGUAAGGGGUAACCCAUCAUUUCACCUCAUCUCGCUCCGUUGGAUCACCUUACCUUACACCCCUCACGACUGAUGUCACCGUGUUCCAUCUUUUACUCCGCAGAAGGGCUGUAACACGGAUUCUGUUGAAGGUUUAUCAAGAUGAAGUCUCCCCCUCCCCAAAGUUCACCUCAAUCAGGACACAUACCUCCAAACCAACAGGGCUUAUUGCAAAACAUCAGCUUACUUUGCUUCAGCAUUGCAUUGGCCUCCGUACAGCUCUCCUGGUGACCCUGAAUCCCGCUAAAGCAUCGCCCCAACGCCCCCUAAACGUUACUCUUAUGUCCCGGUUGAGAACCGGGCCUCCUCAAGUGCCACGCUGCACACAGGGCCCGCUUAAAGCAGCCCUGUUCAGCUCAAUGAUUGGACUCUAAUGAAUUGAUGGAAGCACAAGGUCACACACACUCGGUCUCACUCGUUGAUUUAACACUCUAAAAUGACGCAUAGCACACAACUUAGUGGGAAAAUUGACAAAUAGUGCCUUUGUGAGCCCGGCUUGAGUUUUGACUUGAUUAAUAAUGAAUACUCAUAAAGUUCAGUUCAUUUGAAGUCACCAGUUCUUACAUUUUGGUGAAUAUUCUAUAAGGCUAUGAAUACAUGACAAACAUUCAUGCAAAGCAUACAAACAUAAAAUGUAGCAUUUCCAUGUUCAUCCUGGCAGCGAUGCCAAUGCAUCUUGUUGCAUCGUAUCCGAGUCAUUCUCCCUUUACUUGUACCGCAUGUCUUUAAGUACAAGGAUAUACACGUGUUGAACACCAUUCUGAGCACCUGCGUUUGGUUGCCAUUAUCAAGUUUUUGGCAGCUGUCAUUUUUUGUUAAGAGCAGCACACUCCAAAGCUGAAAGAAGCUCCCACUCAUAGAUACCAAAGUAGCUUAUUGGAAAGUCCUCUACAGAGUGGCACCUCGUGGUGGGGUUACGAGCAGUAGGGGACCUGAUCUGAGUGACAUCCAAGAAGUCAGAGAGGACCAAAAACAGGUUGAAUUCUAGUGUUGUAUGUUUUCAUUAUACUCACAUGGUUUAAUAUCUUAGUUGCGAGGGCUGUAUGUUGUCAGCCUAACAAACCUUGACAAAGGAACUCACGUUAAGAUAAAGAAAGGUUUAGAAAUAAAGGGGGGGAGGUUUUAUUCAAAAAAUUGUUGGCAAAGCAGAACAUUUUGAGAGUUUGAUUCAGAAGAAUUCCUGCAUUGCAGAGAGUUUUUGUGGCAAAACAACACUGAUAGCAUGGUCUGGACCAGUUUGUUUCCUUUAUUUGCAAUGGUGUUGUUAAAGAAAAACAUGUCAAAGUGUCAUUGCAGAAUCUGCGAUUCUCUAGACACAUUUCAGGAAUUUGCCUUUUGCAAAUAUUUUUCUAUAGAGCUAAAUCAGAUUGCUAUUGUGAUUAUACACUGUCAUAAAAGUGUGCAGGUGAAAUAUCCUCAUGGAAGUACUUAAACAUUAGAUUGUUUUAUGAUAAUUAUAUUCAAAUAUUGUACUGUUUUAUUAUUCCACGUGUCCAAACAUACUUAGCUAAAAAUGAUAAAUUCCCCAAACCUCAUUUGCCUUUUAAUAUUUUACCUUGUAAUACAGUUGUCGAAUAUUAUCAUCAGUCACAGUUGGCAAGAUGGCUUUCAGGAUGGUAUUCGUAACGUAUAGGUUAAUAAUAGAUGUGUCUGUAUUUACUCCACUCAUCAAUUUCACUUCCAUCUUUAAUUAAUUUUAAAGGACACAAUAAUAUUACCACAUAAAAAACUACACCUGCACAGUACGAUUUUGUUUGACCUUUUUCACCAAAUUAUUAUUAUCUAAACUUUUUUUCUCCAGAGACAAAACAGAUUGAGGCAGAACCAAUCCAUGUCAUGAAUGCGCUUUGGGUUUAUAGUAAUAUUCUUCUAUUUAUUUCAUAACAUUAUAAAGUACAGGCUGCAGUGACUGGGCUGGUGUUGAUUGGUUCAAACAGCUCAACCAUCCUCAGCAUUCUGAAGACAUUCAACAUUUAGAUUCCCUGAUUAUUGAUUUAAUUUCAACGGAAUGUUUCGAUGCUGACGUUAAUUUUAGAUUUCCGAAUUUAUUCUUAGAAUUCUAGUUUCAAAAUCGUUUUAAACCCUUCUCUGUGGAACCAGGUCAAUGUUUGUGUUUUGUGUUUUAUUUUAUUUUGAAAAUAACAGAAAUUGUAUGGAGAAGCUAGCUACACCUGCACCUCACCAAUACUACUACUACUUAACCAGGAUUAUAAGCAUCCUUUAAGGUGUAUAUUUCAACUGAUAACAAAGAUUCUAUAUAUUUCUUUCUUAUUUUUUGAGCACAGUGGAAAGUGCCACGGGAUUCUAAUAUUGGACUAUUUUGUAUUGUAUAGGGUUGUAUUUUAUUAGUUAUUUUUGUUCUCAGGCAUCUAUCAACGAUUAAUUCAUAACGGAUAGUCAGUCACAUCUGUGUGCCGUCCAAGCCGAUUCCAACCUCAUGAUUGCUAAUGUCUGAACUCAUUCAUCACUUUUAAUGAUGGUUAUUUUCCAAAGUCUGUUACCAGAUACAAUUUAGGUAUUUUAACGGAAAUCUUUGACUACUUUUGGUUUGACCUAAUGUUGAUUCUCAUUCUUAUUUUAUAAAUUAGCUGGCUAAACGUUUUGUACCAAAUAUAUUGUAAGAUGUUAGCAUUAUGUUCCAUUCUCUAUUGAUUAGCAACUUUAUUGAUGGUCUCCUAAUCUUGGGCCUUUGCCACUAUUUUGGAAAACCAUAAUUGUAUAGUCAUCAGUUUAUCAUCAUUUUCUCAUCCAUAUUGUUUCCUGAUUCUUUCUGAUUACGUGUCCUUAUGUUUCUGACUAACGCGUUACAAAUGAAAGCCUGCUUCAACCAAAAAGUGUCUUAUCUAAUGCAAACCAUUACUAAUAUCAGAGGAUUAAAUCACCCUUUCACACACUUAUUUAAGAAAGAUUAGGUUUGAGGCAUUUGUUUUGGCAUUAUCUGUGUGUCUUUCCUUGUCCUGUUCCCUUGCAUUUUUAAGGACUUUAUUAUCUUUUGUUCUGUUAUUUAUUUUUAUUUUCUCAACAGACUGGCUCAACUCACUCAGUCUCAGCUGGUCUCAUGUUCGUCUUUUAAAGCUCAGGUGGGCAUAAACCAUUGUAUUGGGGGACAGACUGCCAAACUCUCUCUCGCUCUUUCUCUGUCUCUGAGUGAUGUUCAAAGAUGUUACUAGCUGGUCUAUUUUUUAUAUUCAGAGAUGGCUAGACCCCAAUCUGUUGUCAUUAACUGAAGCAAAUGUAACCGAUAGUCCUAUCACUUUUAAUGGUUAUGUAACUUUUCCAAAUGUCUCUUUCUACAAUGUAUUGAUACUCUGGUCCUUUUUUUGUCACGUUAACACUUUUUUUCCCAGCACUGUAUGACAGCUCCUAUACAAUAUUUGAAAAGCAAUAUCACUGUAUGAAAUUCACUAUGUGUUAUUGUUAUUACUAUUGUUAUUAUUCACUAGCACACUAGGUGUGAUUAUUGAAGUAAAUAUCUUUUAUAU
This is a messenger RNA of Gadus chalcogrammus (walleye pollock), 11114 nucleotides long. RefSeq names its product cut-like homeobox 1a (gene cux1a). Lineage: Eukaryota; Metazoa; Chordata; Actinopteri; Gadiformes; Gadidae. Gene Ontology annotation, biological process: regulation of DNA-templated transcription. The coding region runs from base 50 to 5107 and encodes 1685 amino acids. The record is from RefSeq and is a predicted model, not a curated record. The transcript is spliced from 24 exons. Gene Ontology annotation, molecular function: DNA binding; DNA-binding transcription factor activity, RNA polymerase II-specific.